AUGGAUGAUCGUUUUCGAAUUGUUGGUGAUAUUUCUAUGAAAACAAGAAGUAUUAUUAAAGGUCAUAAAGUUGAAAUAAAUUAUGGAAAGAAAAAUUCGAAUGAAUUAGGCAUUAUUCAAUUAUAUAAACCUUUGACAACUAAUCUACCGUAUUUUCUCGUUCAUAUUACGAAAUGUGACCCAGAUGCUACUGUAGCCGUUGGAAUUGCUUCAUCGGGCAUUGAUAGCCAUACAGGUGUAUACAAUAACUCGAUUGGAUAUCACAGUACGACAGGUCGUGUUUAUUCUUCUUACAAACUACAUGCAAAUACUUUAGGCGUACCAUACACAAAAGAUGAUACAGUUAGUCUAUAUGUCACAUAUUUUGGAAAUCAUUUAUCGACAACGCUUUUUUUCUUGAAUGAGAUACCAAUUGCCACAAGAUAUCAUUUUGAAUCGGAAAAAGAACGUUAUCUACCAACAAUAACAUUUUCUGGUGGUCGAAUUGAUGUAUCUGUUUUGUGGCCACAGGCAGUCGAUCAAUUACCAUCAAUCACUGAUAUUCCAAUAUCUCAGUGGAUCAGAGCGCCUAUGAGUACGUAUAAUUCAAAAACAACAUAUUUUGAAAAUCCAUCAAAAUUAGAAGAUUUACCAGUACAAAGUCCUAUAUCAUUAGGAAAAUUAUUUCGAUAUUUUGUUGUCACUCAACAAGAUGUUUCAAGUUCAGGAAAAGGGGCGAGCGUUGGCUUAGCAACUUGUUCACCUCUAAAACCUACUCCGACAUGUUCUUUACUCAAAGAUUAUUACACCUGGUAUCCCAAACUAAAAAUGAACGUAGGCAAUACGAUUGGCUGGGGUGUCUUCUAUGAUGAAGAAUCUCGAGAUGAUAAAGCUGAACAACUAUGUUUGGUUUAUGUCAUGUUCAAUUCUGUUAUUGUCGAUGCAUUGUUUGUUCUGCAGCCAGAUGGAGGAUUUAUGCCUGUUGUUCUGUUACAACCAUAUGCUAAAAAAGUCUCUAUUGAAAGAAUGGAUACGCAAACAAAAGAAGAUCUAAGACGACUUCAAGCACUUUAUAAACAAAUGUUAGGUCCUGCAGUAGAGGUGUACGAAAAAGAUAUGCGUAAACGUGAAUUAAUUCGAGAUUAUUUUCGUCAAAGUGAACAUGUAUUAAUAAAAGUGAAUAAUCAAACGUGUACCAUAUCGAUACCAAAAAAUGAGAGAGGAAUUCAUUAUGUGCAAUUUUUGAAACCGUUGACGUAUGAAAGAAGAUUUUUUUUCGUUGAAUUAGAGCAAUUAAGUGAGCAUUCAGAAAUAAUUAUUGGUAUUGCAUCAUCGAAACAUUCUCUAAAUAAAUUACUGGGCCUACUUACAGACACAAUUGGUUAUCAUUCAUUGGAAGGAAAAUUAUAUUAUAACAGCAAAGAUGUUGGUAACAUGAAAGGACAUGUUUGUAAGAAAGGAGACACAAUGGGUAUUGAAAUUGCAGUGUUUGAUAAAGAUAUGUCAGUAGCUUUGUUUUCAAAAAAUUUUCGUCCGGUUGGCACACGUUUUCUUACUUUGCAAGAUCAUUCAGAAUUUAUGCCAACAAUUAUGAUCGAAAGUCAUGGAGAACCAAUAGAACUUCUUGCCUAUUGGCACACAAGAGUGUCUGUACCACCUCAUUUUAGCCUUCGUAAUGCUGAGGAUUGGUGUGUACCGGAAGGAACAAAAAUUGACAUUAACGAAAAAAUCUUUGAAUUACCACCACAUAUUGGUACAAGUUCGUGUAUUCAAGCGCCUUACAGUUUACAUCGCAAAUUUAAUCAUUUUUCAAUUGUUUUAACUGAUAAAUUCAGUGAAAAUAAUCCUCCACCAGCAAUAGCACUUUGUACAGCUUCUCCAUUUGAUCCUCCACCAAAGUCUCAAUUUAAACAAGAUUACCUCAGGUUUUGGCCAACUGGAGAUGCAGCGAAAUAUAUCAAACCAGGCGAUAAACUCGGUUGGGGAAUAAUAUAUCCGGAUGAAACAAUCACAAAAGAAGAAGAACAAUUAGUUAUUUGUUAUUUGACUAUUAAUCGCAGUGUUGGCUAUGUAAGAGUAUUAUUUCAACCUCCUGGUGGCCUAUAUCCAGUUGUUAUUGCACCACCAAAUGGCAAUGGUACAAAAAAUACGAAAAAACCUAGUGUAUCUCAUAUGGAAUUUAUUCACACUGACCCUAAUUCUAACUCUGAUGAAGUGGCACAAUAUGAAGAUGAUCAGCUGUCAACUUUCGCGCCUCAGUCGCGGCGCGAUCGUGCUGUUGCUAUCGCUGUUAAAUCCCGCAUAUACCUAUCUAUCCGGAGUGAUACUAAACUUCGACAGCCUUAUGCUACUUAUUUUCAUGAAGGUGUUAUUCAAUCAGAAGAUGGUACAACAAAAUCAGUUAAAGAGAUAGUAUUGGAGAAUCAGAAACGGUUUGAAACGAAGAUGAGUAAAUAUGUGGAAAAAGCAUUAGAUGAGUUAAAUGAACAUGGUGUACAUGAAGAUAAAUGGGCUGAAUUGUGUUCAUCAGCUGAACAACAAAGAGAAGAAGACGCAGAAUUAAUUAAAGAACGCUAUAAAAAGCAUGCUGAACUAGACCAGGAUGAAAAUCCAGAUAUCGAAAAUUUGACGAUUGAAAAAUAUGCUCAUGUGCAAAAGCCAAAAAGUUCCUGUAAAAUUAUUCCCAAGAAGUUUACGUCAGAAACAGUAAAACGAUUACUAAGACAAUUGACAGAAGAAGAACUAAAUAUCUUCUACUAUGUACAGCACCUCUCAAUACAAAUUCUGCUCCAAUUCAUGCAACAUUUAUGA
This is a messenger RNA of Didymodactylos carnosus, 2790 nucleotides long. NCBI's taxonomy places the organism in Eukaryota, Metazoa, Rotifera, Eurotatoria, Philodinida, Philodinidae. The record is from the annotation of a GenBank genome assembly.